Messenger RNA from Adineta steineri, 1239 nucleotides. Lineage: Eukaryota; Metazoa; Rotifera; Eurotatoria; Adinetida; Adinetidae. The record is from the annotation of a GenBank genome assembly.
AUGCAUCGUAGUUUACAAGAAUUACUUCUCGAUGAUUAUCUAGAUUUCGAUGAUAAUAUUAAUGAUAUUGAUGAUCAUGAUAAUAUUUCUAUAUCUUUCGAUAAUGAUCAACAUAUGCGUUAUAAUAUGAUACAUAAUGAAAAAACUAGUAAAGAUUAUUUUCGUGAGAUUCUUCAUCAUCCAAUUUAUGAUUAUUUCAUGGCUUUUGUUGUUAUAUCAUGUUCGCUAACACUUGGAUUAAGUUUAGAAACAGAUGAAGAAUAUCUUAGAAAUGAAUAUCGUCAAAAAUUUAUUUAUAUUUUUGACGAAAUAUUAAUUGCAAUAUUAUUAUUUGAGUUUAUUAUUAAACUAUAUAUAGAAUCUAAUCAUUAUUGGUUUAAUUGGACGAAUCUUUAUGAUUUUACAAUUAUUCUUUUUGGUGUUAUUGAAAUUCUUUGGAAUUUAUUUUUUCAACAAAUCAAUUCAACAAUAACAAAUCUAUUAAAAGGUUUUCGAUUAUUACAAUUAAUACGUUUAUAUAGAAUUAUAAAAUUAUCCGAAGGAUUACAAGUAUUAACAAAGGCUUUAAUUAAAACAGUAUUGAUAUAUACAUUCAGUGUUAGUAUGCUUGUUUUUCUGUUAAUUUAUAUUAUUGCUGUUAUUGGACAAAUGCUUUAUGGAAAAGCAGAAGAUAGCCCGUGGCAUGAUUUUUCAACAUCGUUGAUUAUCGCUAUGAGAUUAAUAUUUGUUGAUAAUUGGAAUUUAAUUAGACCUGAACUUGAAAAACAUGGUAGUCCAACAAUAUCACGAUGGUUUUUAGUAAUUAUAGUUUUUAUUGGUAAUCGUAUUGUUACUAAUGUUCUUGUUGGAAUAAUGAUUGAAAGUGUAUCGUCUGUAAAUGAUGAUUAUAUGAAAGAAAAACGUGAAAAAAAAAUUUUACGUAAUCAACAAAAACGUGAAGAAUUAAAUAGACGUACAAUCCAAGUAUUAAAUACACGUUUUUCAGAUACAACUAAUAAAAUAAAUACAACAGAAAAUACAAUAGAACAAAUUAAAGCAAAACUAAAAUUAAUUCAUAAUGAAAUCAUUAGACCAAAAGAUUUUAUAUUUUCUGUUAAUUGGUUAGAAAAAUUAAUUGCAUGCAGUGAAAAAUCUCAUAUUGAAGCUAAAUCAGUUCGUCAUCUAUUCAUUCAUAUUAUUCAAUCAUUAUCUGAUAUUAUUGAUGAAAAUGAUAGUUCAAUAAAACAACAUCAUAUUUAA